AUGAAUAAAGAAAAUCAAAAUUCAAAAAUUGACUUCAACGAACAAGUUAUUCUUAAUUCAAGCCUAAACACACAAAUUUUUGAUAAAAUCUUCAUUUCAGACCUAAUAAAGCUUGAAUAUACUAAAGAAAUUGAUUUCAAAGUUGUUUCGCUCUAUAUUAAGUAAUCUAUAUCUAGGCAUAUAAAGCAAAAUCACUUUCAAUUUUCAGAAGAAAUUCCCAAGGAAAUUGAUGAUUUAAGCGUAAAUCAAAUUUUGGUGCUUAAAGAAUGAAUCUUGAUUCAUAUUGAAAUAAGUGAGGGAAAUAAAAAGGUAACAUUAAUUUCAAACGAGAAAAGGAUAGAUGAAGAAAAGGCAAAUAUUAUAAAUCUCUUGGAAAAUUUCAACAGUAUAAAAUUUAAAGAAAUUUCUCUAGAAAAUUCCUCAGAAUUUGCUUGUAACUUUGUCACAACUGCAAGAAACUACUUAAAAGAUCCAAAGUCAUCAAUUGAUCAGCUGAUAAUUAAGAAAAAUCCCCAAAUAGUUAUUGAAGAACUUAUUAAUUUUGUCUACAGCAUAUCCAAGAUUCCUGCAAAAAGACUAUUAUUCCUGAUUCAAGAAGCAAGAGAACUUGCUUUCCACUCAAAAGAUUCUGAAUUAGAUCACUCAAAUUUAUCAUUAUCUCCAAAUACUGAUGAAGACAUCAUCCCCGCUUUCGCAAGGCGAGAAAGAGCUUCUCUAAAAUCAUCACAAUUGCCUAUUAAAGAAAUCACCAAUACAAUAAACAAUAAAUCAAAAGAAAUAAAAUAUUUUCAUGAAAUCAAAAGCAAGCCCUUCAUCCCUCAAUUAAACACAGAUUUAAUAAACGAAGAGUCAAGCAUCGCGAUAACAAACCGAGAAAGCGUUCAGAUAUCAUCAAUGACUUCUAGAACCCAAAGAAGUAACAGCUAUGACUUCAAAAGUGACGAAAUCGAUGAGCUCAGAAUUGAUCCUUUUGAACUUGAAUAUUCGGCUUCUGAAGAGCAAAGCAAUUUAUCGUUUAGGCUAAGCGGGACUAUCACAACUAAUUUUUCUGGUCUAGAAACUCUAUCAAAGCCCCAUCAAACUCCAGGAUCUGUAAGUAUGGGAUCAGUCCCUGAGUUUGUAAGAGAUUCUUAUUUGGAGUAUAGCGAGUCUCAGCAUGAUAGCUUAAAUGAUAGCUCAGUAUCAAACCAUUUUGACAGUGGCAAAACCAGGUUUAAUGAUAGCUUGACCAGAUUGAAUUCUCCAAGAGAAGGGGCUUAUACAAUCCAAGACAUUAAAAAGCAUUUUAAUUUGAAUGAUAUAAAAAUGUCGCUUGAAACUCAUGAUAAUACAUUUUAUAAGUCAGAAAUCACUGAGUUGGGGGACCGAGGGUUUGCAUAUAUGAACCAAGAAUUUGAAAUUAUGAACAGGCCAAUUAAGAGAGACCUGCCACAAUUAAUGGUGGAAAGAAAAGUAGUAUCAAGCUGCCAGUGCUCGAAAUGCUCUAUAUUUUAG
Molecule: messenger RNA, 1494 nt
Organism: Blepharisma stoltei
Lineage: Eukaryota; Ciliophora; Heterotrichea; Heterotrichida; Blepharismidae
Source: the annotation of a GenBank genome assembly